This is a messenger RNA of Anarrhichthys ocellatus (wolf-eel), 864 nucleotides long. RefSeq lists its product as uncharacterized. The record is from RefSeq and is a predicted model, not a curated record. The transcript has 2 exons. Lineage: Eukaryota; Metazoa; Chordata; Actinopteri; Perciformes; Anarhichadidae. The coding region runs from base 35 to 700 and encodes 221 amino acids.
UCAGAGCCAGAGAGCCGGUAGUAAAGACUUGAUCAUGAUUCGCAAAAAAAACAAGAGAGGAAUCAACUACCAUGAAGCUGAAAAACAGCACUUGAAGAAGGACGACUUGAAAAAGACAAAAGUGAGUAACCAAUACCUCUUCAAAAACAUCCCGCCGUACCCUCAUCCAGAGUUUCAUGUGUGUCGUCUGAAACACCACACGGACAAAAAGGGAUUACAUGGCAUCAGGAGGGACGAGGGCUUCAAGAACCCGGACCAAGACUCUCUGCUGUGGUGGAGUCUGAACGUGGGACCUGAAGGGAUCACCUCAGCUGAGAAGAGGCUCCUGGAGACCAACUACCCGGACCGGACGGAGGAGGAGAAGGCCCAGAGGCAGGAGAGCUUCCUGGGGAAGUUCGCCACCUCUCCGGCCUUCAAGAGGACCUCCAGGCUGGGCUCGUACCGCUUCACCUUUCCCCUGGAGGAGGUGCUGAAGGCCUACAGCGAGCAGAUUUGCUCCGGUGAGCCGCCCGUCAUGCGGAUGUAUGCGACCCACCUGUACAAACAGGAAGUGAUGUAUGUCGUGCUGGUCCACAGUCCGGCCAAUCAGGAGAAGUUCUCAGAAUAUCCUUUGCUGCCCGACGACCCAAACGCUGUCUGUGCUUAUAAAGAUGGCUGUUUCAUCUGGAGGUCUGAGGCCAUGUGUGAGACACAUAAGUGAGUAUUAACCACAGACACUGAACUAUCCUACUGUUAUUACUGACACCUGAACUAACCACAGACACUAGACUGUCCUACUGUUAUUACAGACAGUGAACUAACCACAUACACUCAACUGUCCUACUGUAAUUACAGACACUGAACUAACCACAGACACUUAACUAA